CUUGUCGGAGUUCCAAGUUUCUUGGGAAGAAUGGUUAGGGGAACCUAAUGGAAGAGAUUGCAAGGUUUGGGGAACUGGUGAAACAGUGCUGCUCAAAAGGCUGAAGGGCAGGGUAUUUGUCCGUCGAAGUGGGCUGAGGGCGUCUGCAGGGAAGUCGCUGUGUGGGGCCUACGGUGUGUUGGGUAUGACAGGCACCCAGAGGAGGAAGACCAUGAAAGCUGAGGCUGUGGAAGGGGCAUCUAUGUAGAUGAUCCCUAAUGACUGGUGGCGGCUGAGCCUAUAGACUGCAGUGUGAAGAACCACAAGAAGGUUCCAUCAUGAAGCUACGGCUCCACUUCGUCGUGGACCCCAUGGGCUGGCUCUGCAUCAGCGUGGUCUUCUUCAUUUGGCUCUACAACUCCUUCUUCAUUCCCUACCUCGUGCUGCUGCCACACUUCCGAGAGGGACAUGUGUCCAAGCUCGUGGUCGCAGGCUACUACCUGGCGUCCGCGCUGUGUCUCGUGGCACUGUUCAGGGCUUCCACCACGGAUCCAGGCCGAGUUCCGCAGAACCCUCACAUUCCCCACUCUGAGCGCGACCAGUGGGAGCUGUGCAACAAGUGCAACAUGAUGCGGCCCAAGAGGUCCCACCACUGCAGCCGCUGUGGACACUGUGUGCGCAGGAUGGACCACCACUGCCCCUGGAUCAAUAAUUGUGUAGGAGAGGACAACCACUGGCUCUUCCUGCAACUCUGCUUCUACACCCAAGUGCUCAGUCUGUUUACUCUGGCACUGGACUUCUGCCAGUAUUACUACUUCCAACCUCUCAGCAAAGUUGACAUGGAGCAGUUCUCCUCUCGCCAUGAGCUGGCCCUUCUGCGCAUCUCCACCUUCAUGGGUCUACUGAUGUUCGGAGGAAUGAGCGGUCUUUUCUACACCCAGAUCACUGGGAUCCUCGCUGAUACAACCACCAUUGAGAAAAUGUCCCACUUCAUGGACCAAAUGAAGACAGCCAGGAAGCCCUGGCAGCAGACGUUUGCCGAGGUCUUUGGCACACACUGGAAGAUUCUGUGGUUCCUGCCUUUCAGACGGUGGCGUCCUCUGCGUGAUGCCUACCACUUUCCCAGCCAUGUGUAGACGGUUGGAGUAUCCUUCCCAACCCCGUGCCACCCGCCAUUUUGACCAGCCCCCAGCAGACAUCCGUGGGUCGCUGUAUUGAUGCGUGCUGCCUUGGCUCUUGUCGUCGCUCCUCUCUGCUUCUUCACCCCCUGCCCUCCGAAAGAACUGUUCACAUGUUAUACUUCAUCCAUACUGUAUUCCUCUAGGCAGUUCCCUCCCCUUUUCAUUUAAAUUCAAGCCACACUGUAUUCAUUUUAACCCUUAAUUCAAAGAGAUAAGUAUGAUACCUAUUCAUGAAACAAGAAUUUUUUUCCUCCUCAUAUAUAUGUUUACUUUAAACUCCACAUGAAAAGACUUGAAACACUUUAUUCUUUUGUUAAUUGCUGCAUCAUAUCUAAUCAGGGAAAAACAGGGUUUGUAGAUGGGAGUGUGUGUGGUGCAAUGUGUUGCUUGUGCAGGCAUUGUGGUACUGAUGCAUGUGAAGCAUGAACUUUUUUUUGUUAUUCACAGUGAAUUGUUAUAAUAGUUUUUGUUUUAAGACUGUGCUUUUUUUUUUUAAUUUAAAUUAUGAAUCCAUACAAGCUUCGCAGAGGUUAGAUAUGACUCAGCAAUACACGUAAAUGUGUUCUCGAUCAGUCUUAAACAGAACUGGCCACAGAGUCCUGCUCCUCAGCACUGGCAGACAAAGCCAAGUUGUAACUAUCUUGCUGACAACACUCCCAGAAAAUUCCACUCAAAAUAUGGUGUGUUUAGUUGGAGGACUGUAGCGGUUUCCUUCGAUUCCAUUGUAUAUGAAGCACGAUCACUGCAUAGUCUUAAGUGCCUCUGUAGAAAGCUGUCUCGUCUUUAUGGCGGUGCACGUCAGCCCAUCGAUCAACAGACCAAAGACCAACAUGCCUGUGUUGUUGGGUGUGGCAUUAGCUAGUUGAACUAGUUAUGAUCUGACACGUGUUUCAGCCGUAUUACCCUGUGCUCCUUGGGAUUGAUUCUGGACCACCAUGGCUAAACAGUUACUGAAAAUGGACUGGUGAACAGAUAAACGGUUUGAUGAAUUGAUAGAUUGGAUGGAUAGAUGGAUGGAUUUAUGGACUGAUUGGAUGGUUUCUUCCGCAGCUGACAUAACUCAUCCUUCCACAUUUCUACAAAGUGAUGGCUGGAGUUGUCCUGUUGCUGCAAAGCCAUAGCAAUGUUGAUAGAUGUUGAUGCUUGGAUGAAUUGAGUUUUUUUUCCCCCCCUACCCUGCAAGGGUAAAGUUUGGUGAAUUUGUACCGAAGGGACUUAUUGCAAUCCGUGGUACACAACUGUGGAAUAUUUCCGAAAUGUUAUUUGUAAAUCUUGAUGCUGUCUUAUGUAGAGUACGCGUCUUGGUGCACAUGGUAAAUCAGCACUUUAUUCUCUUUCAUACAUUUAACGAAACAUAUCCAACACUGCAGAGUUAGAGUAUGAAGAUAAUCAGUGGAAGUUGUCAAUAUUUAAGGUGCAACCUUUUGUUGCUUGGUAUUGAAAUUUUUGCAAGACCUGUUUCAAUUUGUGCUACUCCACUUUAUAUGCCAGUUUAGAAAAAUGUAAGUAUGAUAAUGUUGGGAAUGUUUGAUUUUAAUCUUACAUUUUAAGCUGUACACAGGGAUGAAGAAAUGCUCACUGUAAAAUCACCACCUGUCCUCUCGUCCUCUUCCUCAUAUUUAACACUGUGGUA
Messenger RNA from Scleropages formosus (Asian bonytongue), 2793 nucleotides. It is a transcript of the gene zdhhc21, whose product is annotated as zDHHC palmitoyltransferase 21. Lineage: Eukaryota; Metazoa; Chordata; Actinopteri; Osteoglossiformes; Osteoglossidae. Bases 318 to 1115 code for a protein of 265 amino acids. The record is from RefSeq and is a predicted model, not a curated record. Gene Ontology annotation, biological process: protein targeting to membrane; peptidyl-L-cysteine S-palmitoylation. Gene Ontology annotation, cellular component: Golgi apparatus; endoplasmic reticulum. The transcript has 9 exons. Gene Ontology annotation, molecular function: protein-cysteine S-palmitoyltransferase activity.